Messenger RNA from [Torrubiella] hemipterigena, 2202 nucleotides. Lineage: Eukaryota; Fungi; Ascomycota; Sordariomycetes; Hypocreales; Clavicipitaceae. The record is from the annotation of a GenBank genome assembly.
CGCCGGAAGGGGGCGUAGCACGUUGGUCCCCAAAUUGUAAUGCGACGUCAGGUUGGUAAUUGCUUUUAGGGGCUCGCGUGUGUCAUUCCCUCAUUUCGCCGCUACUUAUUCUCUCCACAUGCCAUUUCUCUUGUUGCUUUUAACCUACGCUGUCCUCACCUGUGAACUAAAUUUUGGUUCUUCUGCAAGGAUCAUAACUCUUUUGCUACUACUUCUAUAACUUGGGAUAUAACGACGUGGACCUGUUUUCGCAACUCUCAUAUCUCGUCAGUGCUUCUGCUUGCCCCAUCCACUCGAUCACAAUGCUGGCACCCAUUGCUGCGGCUCUGGUCGCCCUGGUUUGUCCAGUUCACCACUUCAGCUUCUGCAACUCUGAGAUACCGCCUCUUGUAGACGCUACUCUAGAUGAGCUUCGUUCCGGCCUGGCAAAUGGCCGAUUUACAAGCGUUGACCUGGUCACUGCAUAUAUCCACAGAAUCAACGAGGUCAAUGACCGCUUACAUGCGGUCAACGAAAUCAACCCCGACGCCCUUUCAAUAGCCGCACAGCUGGAUCUGGCUAGAAGGAGCGGAAAAUCAGACAUUGGGCCUCUACAUGGAAUUCCCAUUCUGAUUAAAGACAGCAUUGCAACCGCCGACAAGCUCAACACCACUGCUGGAUCGCUUGCUCUGCUUGGAUCGACUGUUGCCGAGGAUAGUACGGUAGUGGCGAAGCUUCGCAAGGCUGGUGCUAUUAUCCUUGGCAAGUCAAACCUGUCGCAGUGGUCUGGCAUUCGCGGCUCAAAUUCUACAGACGGGUGGUCUGCAUACGGUGGUCAGACGCAGGGUGCCUACUUUGAGGGCAUGGACCCGGCCGGCUCAUCAUCUGGCAGCGCCGUUGCCGCUUCCAUCGGCCUCUCCUGGGCGACACUGGGUAUCGAUACUGAUGGCUCUCUCAUCAAUCCCGCCCACAAGAACAACAUUGUUGGAAUCCGGCCAACCGUUGGCCUUACCUCUCGUCACCUCGUCGUGCCUGUUUCGGAGCAUCUCGACACCGUCGGUCCCAUGGCUCGUACCGUCAAGGACGCCGCCUACCUUCUCCAAGCCAUUGCAGGCGCCGACAGAAACGACAAAUUUACUAGCGCCUCUCCCUACGGAUACAAUAGUCCUGACUACGUCGCUGCUUGCCGUACCUCUGGCUUGCAGGGCAAACGCAUCGGCGUCCCCAAAGGCAUGCAGCGUAUGUGGUUUGAUAAGAGCACCAUUCCUGCCUUUGCCGCUCUCAGCGAUGUUCUUCAAGUUCUCCGCGAUGCCGGUGCUGAGAUUGUAGAGGACAUUGAGCUGCCUGGUGUUCGGGAUUUGAUGAAGGAAGACAAGACGUUCCGUGAACUGAUGCAUGGCGACUUUGUAGCCUCGCUACCCAAGUACCUCGAUCAACUCAAGACGAAUCCUAACCACAUCACGUCGGCUCCAGACUUGCUGGAAUUUACACAACAUACAGAACACGAAGAAUACCCUUACCACAAUACCGAGUCAUGGAGCAAUGCAAUCGAACAUGGCGACAAAGUGUCGACAGCAUGGCAAGAGGCCUUCAACCGCCAACGUCAUCUCUCCGGCAAACUUGGUCUCACAGGAGCUCUGGCGAACCACUCGCUGGAUGCCCUCAUUAUGCCUACUUUCCUUGCUUCCAAGAUUGCGUAUCCCAACGGAUGCCCCGUCAUCUCUGUGCCCCUCGGCAAGGCACCAGCCUGGACACCGACCAUUACAAACUCCCUGCACACUUUGAACCUAACAUCACCAAACCAGCCAAUUGGUCUGGCAUUUGCGGGCUCCCACUGGUCUGAAGAGUCUCUGAUUAGCAUGGCAUAUGCAUUCGAACAGCGAACCCUGCGCCGGCAGCAAGUCACCCCUUACCUUGCUCCUACAAUAGAGAUCAAGGAUGUUCAGCGAGGCGCUGGUGACCAAAUCAAUGAACUUUGAGGUGCCCUGAAUAUGGGUUUCCAGUUGCAAUCGGUGCGAGUUCCACCGUAGCCAGCGUACACUUCACCAUUUGUAUUCUUCAUUGUCAAAUGUAUAGACUAUGUAUAUCCCUUUUUUGUUUCGUUUUUGGGUUUGGCGUAUAUAGAGUUAAGAUUCCCCCUGCUCGUGUCGACGGAACUGACACGAAACAUGAGAUUUCAUUUACGGUAUCAUUCGGAAAACAAGAUGAAUAUAUUAAAUUUUC